AUGAGAACCGAAACUAUAACAGCUCUCAUCUUCGUCUUACUAUUUGGUUUUGUUUCAGCAGUUUCAUUUAGCAAGAUUCAACUGCCGAGAAAUGCGAGUGGGCCUGAGGCACUUGCUUUCGAGUUGGGAACCGGACACUUCUUUACGGGCGUAGCCGAUGGUAGAAUUCUGAAAUAUCAGGGUCCGUCCAUUGGCUUUGUCGACUUCGGAUUUGCUGCUCCUAACAGGUCGAACUUGACGUGCGAUGGCAGUGGCACAGACUUGGCCAGUCUGAAUCCAAGUUGUGGAAGGACAUUCGGGAUGGCGUUGCACCACCAAACGAAAUGCUUGUAUGUUUGCGAUGCGUUUUUCGGAUUCGGAGUCCUGGGUCCUGAAGGAGGAUUGGUAACCAUACUUUCAACCAUUGCCGAAGGCGAACCUUAUCGUUUAUGCAACUCUGUCGACGUCCAUCAACCAACCGGAAAUGUCUACUUCACUGAUGCCAGUGCUGUUUACGAUAUAAGACAAUUCGAAACAGCAGCAAGUGUUAAGGAUUCGACGGGGAGGCUGCUAAAGUACGACGUUGAAAACAAGCAAGUGACAGUGUUAUUAAGGAAUCUUACAUUUCCAGGAGGGGUUGCAGUUGAUGAAGAAGAAGAAUUCGUCCUAGUUUCCGAGUUCAUCGGAAACAGGAUUCGAAAGAUUCAGCUUCAAGGCCGUAACCCCUACGAAUCUGACAUCGUAAGCACUCGGCCGAUGCCGGAUAACAUUAAAAAGGCAAUAUCAGAUGGUUUCUGGAUAGCAGCACAGAGGAUAGAUCGAUAUACACGACCGAGUUUGCAGCCUGUAGGAGAACGGAUAAAUGCAAGUGGAAAUCGUACAGGAACAGUUCAUCUUCAGCAAUGGUAUGCAAAUAUCAUUGUGAGUGAAGUUCAGGAGUUUGAUUCUAAGCUUUAUAUAGCGUCACCGUUUGAGGAUUUCAUUGGUGUUUAUGAGCAUUAAAAUUGAAAAAUCCUGAAACUGAAAUUA
Molecule: messenger RNA, 1008 nt
Organism: Hibiscus syriacus
Lineage: Eukaryota; Viridiplantae; Streptophyta; Magnoliopsida; Malvales; Malvaceae
Product: strictosidine synthase-like
Exons: 3
Coding region: 1-981 (326 amino acids)
Biological process (GO): biosynthetic process
Molecular function (GO): strictosidine synthase activity
Source: RefSeq, a predicted model, not a curated record